Stylonychia lemnae is the source of this 1860-nucleotide messenger RNA. NCBI's taxonomy places the organism in Eukaryota, Ciliophora, Spirotrichea, Sporadotrichida, Oxytrichidae. The record is from the annotation of a GenBank genome assembly.
AUGGAAUCUGGUAAAAAGUAAUCAAUGGACUCAGCACCAGCAGGACCUCCAGCAGAUCAGACUAAUUUCGGAUUACUUAGAUUAUACUUCCAAAAUUCAUUCUUUAAAUACUUCGAAUCUAUAAAAGGAAAGAAGACUAUAUAUUUUGAUGAUGGACUCCUGAAAGUGCUAAGCUUUGUCUUUGGACAAAUGCCUUAAUCAGCAAAUAUCGAUGAGACUCUGCCACUAAACGCUAAAGACCAACUAUAACCAAUUAAUGAGAAAGUCAUAUUCGUAGUGAGACCUGAACUAGAUGUCAUUAGAAAAGUGAUAUUCCAGCAGAAGGGUUGGAUGACAGGGAAGGAAUUUUAUAUACUUUAUGUGCCUCGAAGAACAAUUGAAUGCGAUGAAGAACUUGAAAAAGAAAAGAUAUUCUCAGAGGAGAGAGUAAGCUAAAUAGCAAUGGAUUUGAUACCGCUAGAAGAGGACCUAUUGAGUUUAGAACUCGCAGAUAAUUUCUCUCAUUACAUGUUAGGUGAUGAUGAUAAUUACAAAGUAUAUGUCCAAACCUCAAUAAAUAGGUUGGAAACAGUAUUCGGACAGAUUAAGUUUAAAUUCGCAAAGGGAGAUGAUGCUUCACAGAUCUUGAGUAGAAUCAAUUAAAGUGCUAUUCCUAUUGACAGUUCGAAUCAGACCAAUGAAUCUGAGAUUGAUGCUAUGAUUAUGCUAGAUAGAAACAUCGACAUGGUGACUCCUUUCUGUGUCAAUCAAACAUAUGAGGGUCUUAUUGAUGAGAUAUUCAGGAUUCAGUCUUGCAGCAUUACAGUUGAUACUUCUAUAAUCAAACCAGAUGCUUAAAAGGAUCCAAAAGCCCCGCCUAUGGAGCCAGUUAAGAUUCUGACUUUGACUAAUGAUGAUAAAAUCUUUAAAGAUGUUAGGGACAAGCACUUCAAUACCUUAGAAAGUACAUUCAGUCAGAAGGUUCAGCAGAUUCAAAAUAUUGUUAAGGAAAAAGAUGCUCCUUAAUCAAUAGACGAACUUGAGGCAUAUAUCACUAAACUGCGAAAUAUGGACAUCGCCAAGGGAAAAGACAUCUUGACUCAUCACAUCAACUUGGCUUUCUACAUUAACACACAGAUGAAGAAUAUAGACUAUCAGCAUUGCUAUGGUCUGGAGUAAAAGAUUAUUCUAGGUGAAGAUUUGAAGCAAAUCCUGUAAACUCUAGAGAAUAAGAUGGUUAAGCAGUACAGCAAGGAUAAGAUUCUAAGGUUGAUGUGCCUUCUGAGUGUGACUCAGAGUGGCUUGAAGGCUGACAUCUUAGAAAGUCUUAGGAAGUUCUACCUGAUGAACUUUGGCUAUCUUGAGAUAAUUACUCUUAUGAAUCUGUAGGAUGCUAAACUGUUGAGAGUAAAAGAUAAGAAAUUAGACUGGGCUAAGCUUAAAAAGACAUUCAAGCUGAUUAAUGAGGAGACGAGAAUUUAAGACCCAGUUGAUAUCAGCUAUGUGUACAAUGGCUACUCACCACUAUCCAUUAAGUUAAUCGAAUUUAUCUUUAACUAAGGCGGUUUCGCUAAAACUGAUGACAAACUGAAACUACUACCUGGCCAGGUUAUAUAUCCACCUAAUGAGAAUGAAUUCUUUGGAGCUAAGAUUCAGACGAUAUCGAAUAGUGACUAGCAAAGAAAGAAAAGAGUGCUGAUAUACUUCAUUGGAGGCAUUACAUACGGAGAGAUUGCUGCUAUCAGGUUCCUGAACAAGCUGUUCAAAGAUAGAAAGUUCAUUAUUGCCACUACUUAGAUCAUUAAUGGAGAGACUUGUAUAGAGAUGAUGCGGGGAAAAAUCAGUAAUAAUCUUAAUCUGCAGUCUUUGCUUAAGAAAUGA